UGCAACAACUGACAAUUGAGCACUUUACCCUCAUGAAACAAAGCGAGAACGGAACCACAAUUUAAAUAUACCUGAAACACAAGAUCGCACUGAAGACACAUUAUGAGGCACGCAACUGCAGCAACAGAAACCAUGGAAAAUAAUUCAUUUACAGUAACAUACUUAUAUAAAAUAUGCACUCAUUGUGAACGGUUAAGCAAAAAGGACGUAGGAGUUCGGAUCCCAAGACCACUGGGAAAUGGACCAAGUAGAUUUAUCCCUGAAAAAGAGAUACUUCAAGUCAGUAAAGUAGAUCCGAGGGUGCAAUCGAUAUUUGAGGACGCAUUUGCUGCACUGGGUCGUCUUGACAACAUCUCCUUGGUGAUGGGCUUCCACCCACAGUACCUGGAGAGUUUCCUGAGAACACAGCACUACCUACUGCAGAUGGAUGGGCCCUUAUCCCUGCACUACCGCCACUACAUAGGCAUCAUGGCUGCGGCCAGACACCAGUGCUCCUACCUGGUCAACCUCCACGUCAACGACUUCCUCCAGGUGGGAGGGGACCCCAAGUGGCUGAAUGGCCUGGACGGAGCCCCACAGAAGCUGCAGGCUCUUGGGGAGCUCAACAAGAUCCUGGCCCACCGGCCCUGGCUUCUUACCAAGGCACACAUUGAGCACCUGCUGAAGGCUGAAGAACACAGCUGGUCCCUGGCUGAGCUGAUCCAUGCUGUGGUGCUCCUCACACACUACCACUCCCUGGCGUCCUUUACCUUCGGCUGUGGCAUCACCCCUGAGAUCCACAGUGAUGGUGGGCACACCUUCAGAUCUCUCUCCCUCAGCCAGUACUGUGUCUGCGACAUCGCCAAUGGCAAUGGGCACGGCAACGACCUGGAGGAAAGGAGAGGCAGCCAUCAGGUGUCUGGUGAGGUGGAGGUGCUGAUGGAGAGAAUGAGGCAGCUGCAGGAGUGUCGUGAUGAAGAGGAAGCCAGUCAGGAGGAGAUGGCCACACGCUUCGAGAGGGAGAAGACCGAGAGCAUGCUGGUGGCCACGGCAGAGGACGAGGAGUGUGUGCAGUCAAGAGACGUGUCCAGGCACUUUGAAGACCCCAGCUACGGCUACAAGGACUUUUCCAGGAGAGGAGAACAUGUACCCACCUUCAGAGUGCAGGACUACAGUUGGGAGGACCACGGCUACUCCCUUGUGAACCGUCUGUACCCUGAUGUUGGUCAGCUGCUGGAUGAGAAGUUCCAGAUGGCCUACAACCUGACCUACAACACCAUGGCCAUGCACAAAGACGUGGACACCUCCAUGCUCCGCAGGGCUAUCUGGAACUACAUCCACUGCAUGUUCGGCAUCAGGUAUGAUGACUAUGACUAUGGGGAGAUUAACCAGCUGUUAGACCGCAGCUUUAAGGUCUACAUUAAGACCAUGGUGUGCAGCCCGGAGAAAACCACCAAACGAAUGUAUGAGAGCUUCUGGAGGCAGUUCCAGCACUCCGAGAAGGUCCAUGUAAAUCUGCUUCUUAUGGAAGCGCGCAUGCAGGCAGAACUGCUCUACGCUCUGAGAGCGAUCACCUGCUACAUGACAUGAAGUGCUUUUGGCAUUUAUCGUUGUAUUUUACUGUCGUUGUUGCUCUCGUUGGACACCUUUUUAUAAUAAAAAAAAACCAAUGGGGGGGGGGGGAAAUAGAAAAUGGGAAGGGACAGAAAGGAGCCCCGCUCGUCAUGACGAAGCUCGUCCUUGUGAUGGAUGGAAUGUAGAAAGAUGAAUGGAACAAAAGCGAGAGAAUGGGGGUUAGGGAGCAAAAGAAAUGACUGCAAAAAAUAAUAAUCUGAACCCAUUUGUGGAAAGAUGAGCUUUGUUGGUCCUCUUUGCUCGCAUUGCCAAAACUCACCAUGAGGGGGCAGCCUAGAGAAGACUCCCUCUGUCAGGAGUGUGUGGCCAACCUUCCAGUAUUCCAAUACAUCUCAGUGGAUGAUGUCACUGAAAUCUCCUUAUAGUGUGAAAAACCCACAGCAAUUCUCCAGAAAGAAGAGCAGUACACCAGUCUACACUCAAUGUAAUCAUAGUUUUUUUUGGGGGGGGGGUUGUAUUAAGAGAAGUUAUCAUGGGGUUGAUGAUAUUGCUGUAACUGAAGGUUAUGAAAUCAUUAUUUGGGCUGUGUGAUAGUGUGCCUGAUUUUUAUAUCAGACGGCAGUGUUCAGAGGUGCUGCCUGAUACUGCUGCUUCUGUAAGCAUGGGGUCAUAUUGACCCCACACCCUAACCAUCCUAAACUGUUUGUGUAAGCUAACCCAAGGAGUGUGUGUGUGUGAGAAAGGUGUUGGGGGAAAAACAAAAAAAAGAACACUGUCUGAGACCUAUUCAGUUUGAUUGUAAAUAUGAGAGGCUCUCUGUGACAAGUAUUGUGUGUGUGUGACUCCGUGUGUUUUAUAAAAAAUGUUGGGAUUUCAAGUGUAAAAAAAAAAAAAAAAAGGCGAGGCACUCUUUGUGUGGUGACUGUUAUAUCGAUCUUUUGUUUCUGUUAGAAGCUUUGUCCU
This is a messenger RNA of Salvelinus namaycush (lake trout), 2517 nucleotides long. RefSeq names its product sestrin-1-like. Gene Ontology annotation, molecular function: L-leucine binding; oxidoreductase activity, acting on peroxide as acceptor. The coding region runs from base 103 to 1569 and encodes 488 amino acids. The transcript is spliced from 9 exons. Gene Ontology annotation, cellular component: nucleus. The record is from RefSeq and is a predicted model, not a curated record. Lineage: Eukaryota; Metazoa; Chordata; Actinopteri; Salmoniformes; Salmonidae. Gene Ontology annotation, biological process: regulation of response to reactive oxygen species; cellular response to leucine starvation; cellular response to L-leucine.